Messenger RNA from Klebsormidium nitens, 1929 nucleotides. The record is from the annotation of a GenBank genome assembly. NCBI's taxonomy places the organism in Eukaryota, Viridiplantae, Streptophyta, Klebsormidiophyceae, Klebsormidiales, Klebsormidiaceae.
AUGGCGUUGAAGCGCCACGCUCAUAGCGUGAUCGCUGGUCCUUCAGCUUGCAGAACUGAGAUAGGCGACCUCAGCUCAGAACUGCUCGGUAUCAUCUUUCACAAGUUUGGCCCCAGCCCUGUCCACUUGGCAGCGCUUCCCCGUGUGUGCAAAGCUUGGCGCACCGUCAUGCAAGAGGUCACUUAUCAGCAGCUCUGUCUAGAAAUCGCCCCUGGUCUGUGUGAGAAGAUGGGGUGUGACGUGACCAGUCAACCCCCAGGGGGUUGGUUGGCUCUCUUCAAACUGCUGCUGUAUUGCCCAGGCAUGCAGGGCCUUCCAACAUCGUAUAUCAACUGGGACGGGGAUUAUGGAAGCUGCCUGGACUUGUUGGGGCAUGUGCAAGAAGAAGCGUGUGGCUUCCAAACGGGACCUUAUGUUACAAGGGACUUGCUGCUGAAGAAGCCGUUCCAACGGGACUGCCUCUUUGUUACGGAACUGUGUCAGCACGCUUGGCUUGAUGAAGAUAUGAGACUCGCCGUGUGCGCCUGUCGGGGCCUUGUGCAGAACUUCCCUGUUUCAGCCAUCGCAAGAGAGUCAGGGGCAAGCAAGUACGCAGAGGCAUCCUUUGAAGAACAGCAGCUGAUGCGGGGGACGGCCAAUGAUCCUUGUACAUUUUGUGGGGCGCCCGUGUUUGAGCUGCGGGAGGAUGUCUUCUUUGACAUCCAAGAGAGCUUUCGUUCGUGGUGGCAGAAACUGUUUGAUAGAUGUAUUCCAGACUGGUUCGAUGUGACAGGACAGGUGUGUGGGAAUGGGCAUCUGACAUUCGAAGUCUUUGGCAACUGGGAUGAGGCUUCGUUCCUUGAUGGCACGCCAAUGGCUGGGUCUGGGAAGGGUCUUCAGGUAGAAACCUGUGAACUCCUGCAACGAGUGUGCGAGGAGCUUGAUCCAAAGGAACACGACUUCUGCGAGCUUACUUUUUGGAGGGACUUGAACCCGUACACACUCUCUCAGAAACUGGGACGCCUAGCUAAUGAGAUUGGAAUGUUUGUUAUUGAUGAGGAGGAUGAAGAAGGGCGCGAGUUAGUCUGCUUUUUAAGGCACUUGCAUACAAUAUCUGAUUUCGUGGAAGUGAUACCUAAGUUAGAGAGACGCAUGGACGAUCUUAAGCAAAUGUACGAGGACAGUUUCCAGGAGGAUUACGAGGACAGCUCUGAGGAUUCUGAGAGUUCCAACGAAGGCGACGGUGCCAACUCUGCAGAUUCAGAGAGCGGUUCUGCAGCAGAUGAGGAGAUCAAGGAAGAGCCUCCUUUCUGGAGCGUUCCAUUUGACGACCUUGAGGUUGUGAAGAGCUUCCAGAACGAGUCGUUGGCAUUAAACGCUGCGCAGAUGGUGUAUACUUACCUCAGCAAUGACAAGCCAAACCCGAGUGCUCGGAUGGUUGUCAGGACGAGUAAGAACAUGGACCAUCAGUUAGUUCUUCGAACCGAAGCAGUGCGCAAGCUUGAGGAGAUGAAGCAGGAGCGAAAGGCGGAGAUCGAGGCGGCUCUGACGGCUGCCGGCGUAGAGAAACGUGGUGGUGAAUGGCCUCUCCCUGACGCAGUUCAGAGCUACAUCAAGGAUCCGAACGUGUUGCUGAACGAAGCCGUCGAUCGCCAGCGGCAGUGCUUUCUAGAAGCAGAAGAGAAGAAGGCUGCAGAGCAAGAGAAGAAGGCUGCAGAGCGAGCGCAACGGGAAAGAGACACCGCCAUGCGAAGGGCAGAGCAAGAAACGAAGGCUGCAGAGCGGAAGGCUUGGCGGGAACGAAAGAAAGCGGCGGAACGCGACUUCAGGGCGUCCUAGGGGAUCACGGUCUGCCGAGGCACGUCCGAUGGGAAGAGCUGCAAUAAUCUUGGCUCGGAAGCCUGUGUCCUUUCAGCUUGUGGUAGUUGUUGUCGUACAUACACGAUGGGC